Molecule: messenger RNA, 6321 nt
Organism: Adineta steineri
Lineage: Eukaryota; Metazoa; Rotifera; Eurotatoria; Adinetida; Adinetidae
Source: the annotation of a GenBank genome assembly
AUGUUUCUAAAUAAGAAACAAACAGCAGCGACUUCUGAUCAUAAAGUACAACGACUAACGGUUUCUGGACGAACAGAAGCUGUAGCUUCAUCUGCUCAACAGCGUAUCUACAUGCAUGAAAAUCUUUAUUUUAGUGCUUCCGAUUUUUCUGUCUACAAUUACGUAAUCCCAUUGAUAAUAAAACGCGGUUCAGUGUCAAUAGAACAUGUUCGUCUGUCCUUAGUUUCAGUGAUUCAGCAGCAUACAGUUCUUCGCACUGCCAUUCGUUUCAAUCCAAUACACAAUCAAAUCGAGCAAAACAUUCGACCACUCAUCGACGAUAUUUAUUCGUUUCAAUAUUCCCGAGGUGUUUCCACAUUAGAACAACUUGAUCGUCUACUGACAAGCGAGUCUACUGGAAAAUAUUUCGAUGUUAAAAACGGAAAAGUUUUACGAUGCCAUGUAGUGCAACGAUCUGCUGUUGGUAAUGAUGAUUCACUGCACGAAGGUGAUUUUAUUAUUUUUGUGAUUCACCAUAUCGCAUUUGAUCUCACCUCAUACAAACCAUUUCUAAAAGCCUUUGAACGAGCAUGCUUGAGGAAUGAAUAUCAUCAAUCAGUAUUAACAAUUCCACAAUACAUCAACUUUGCACUAUACGAACAGGCACUGCUAGCCGACAGAAGUGCAGAGUCAAAAAUGAACACGGCUCGUUGGUUUUGGGCUAAUCUAAUGCAUGGAUACGACUGGGAUAAAAUACGAUAUUUGGUGCCCGCUGAAGAUCGAACUGAUCGACAUCAUUCUGGCCGUGGUUAUUCAACUUCAUUUACUAUCGAUCAGGAUGUUGUCGAUGCAAUGAUGUCGUUUGCUUCAACCAACAAUGUGACAAUGUUUUCUCUGUCUCUUGCCUGUUACUAUAUAUUCUUAUUUAAACUAACCAACCAUGAUAAUGACUUGUGUGUAGUAAGCAGCGCAGCUGAUCGUCUUGAGAAAGAGACACAAGAUAUGAUUGGUAUGUUUGUCAAUCUUCUAUUAUAUAGAAUCAAAAUUGAACCAAAUACUACACUUAAACAACUCGUGCAACAAAUACAACAGUUAAACAAUGAAAUUCUUGAGCAUGCUUUUUUAUCAUAUCAACAGAUCGUUGAUUCCCAAGGUAAACGAGAAAUUAAUGUAUUACCUUCAAUGUUUUUCCAGUAUGAACCUUUAAAAUUAGCGGUGACGCAGAAAAACUCAAUCGAAUUAACUUUGAGCGAAGGUUCAGUUACAAGCGGUUACUAUGAUAGAGAUCUAAAUCACCAAAACGGUAUAUCACCAUUCGACAUGUCUCUUACAAUUAUCCAUGACCAUCAUACACCAAGUACAGAAUGUUUUUGGAAUUGUUCGGCUGAUAUAUUUAAACAUCAAGAUGAUGUCGAUAUACUAUCAAAGCGUUUUCAGCAUAUCCUCACACAACUCUUUUCAUUUCCGAUGCUUCAACAAUCUAUUCACAAACUAAAUAUCGUUCUUCCCAAUGAGCAAAUGUCAUUAUUAGAAUCGAGCGACACACAAAUAUUUUCAUCUGAUCCAAGUAUAUACACAGUUCUAAAACGUUCAACAAUCAACCGACAAAUGACAAAGUCGGAAGCCAGUAAGUUCUGGCUUGACGCUCUUCAUGAUUGUAAACUUGAUCAAUCUUUACCAUUACCUUAUGAUCGAUAUCAUCUUGCAAAUGAACAUCGAACCGAUCGUGGAACAUCUAUUUCAUUUGAUUUUGGUCAAGAUCUCUCACAUGACUUUCUUAUUCAUGCAUCAUCAAAUAACAUAUCACUUCAACAUCUCACAUUUGCUAUUUAUUUCAUCUUUCUAUUUAAAUUAACUAAUGGACAAACAGAUCUAUGUGUUGCUAUGAACAUCAAUAAUAAUCGAUAUAGAGACGAACGCGAACCGAUCAUUGGUGUGUUUCAGAAUGUCAUUCCAUUACGAUGUCAGUUAGAUCCUCGUUGGUGCUUACAUCAACUACUCGAACAUGUUCAAGAGAUAACAACAAAUAGCAUGAAAUAUUCAUAUUUUCCACUUCAACGUAUUCUCAACCAACAUCCACAUAUUUCAAAACAUGCAUUUUUAGAUACAUCUUUGGAAUUCAUAUCAUACAAGAGCAACAACUACAACAAUGCAAUUAUGAUUGGUGAUUCUCAACUUGUGCCAGGAUCUUUCUCAUUCAAUGUUAAUGAAGAUGAGAUAUUAAGUAUAUCCGACUUCUCUCUUUCUAUUUAUCAUGAUACCAACAUGAAUCAACUGUCAUGCACAAUCAAUGGAUCACUUGAUUUGUUCAAUCGAGAGACAGUGGAAAAGAUUUCACAACGAUUUCAUUUCAUCUUAAGUCAAUUAUCUGCAUCUAUGAUUGAUAAUCAAAUGAACAAACCUAUCCAUGAAUUAUCAUUAGCAUUACCAAAUGAAAAAUAUCUAAUGCAAUCAUUAAAUAAUACAGAAAUAUCAUUUCCAUCUGCUUUCACUUGUAUUCACCAUGAGUUUGUAUAUCAAGUAAUGAAACAUCCACAAAAACUAGCUGUUGAACUAGAUGAACAAUCAUUGACAUAUUGUGAACUCUUACAUUAUGCACAAGUAUUAUCUUUAACUCUUCGUAAUGAAUAUCAUGUUGUUCCCGGUGAAAUCAUUUGUCAAUGUGUCGAGAGAAGUCUGCCAAUGGUGAUUGGUAUAGUGGCGAUUGAAAUGAGCGGUGGUGUCUAUUGUCCAUUAUCACAUAGAGACCCAGCACAUCGUUUGCAUGCACUCACACAACAAACUCAAAGUCGUCUUGUUCUUGUUCAUGAUUUAACUAAGACCAAAUUUGAUGAUGACAUUGUUUCAUUUGAUAUUAAUUCAAUAUUAACUGUUAAUAAUAUGGAAGUGAAUAUUGAUAUUGAUCAACUAUCAAGUAUAAGAGUUGCACUCGAUGAUCUAGCUUAUAUCAUUUUUACGAGUGGUUCGACUGGAAAACCUAAAGCUGUUCAGAUACAGCACAAGAAUUUUACUGAAUUUAUGCAUUCACUAGUUUAUGGUGAUGUAGUGAAUGAAAUAGACACGAUUCUUCAAAUCGGACGUUGUUCUUAUGAUGCUCAUGUCCAAGAUAUAAUGGGCACUUUUAUGAUUGGAAGUAGUCUGAUUAUGCUACAUCCAAGAGGAAUUAUCGACUUUGACUAUCUUGCUAGCGUUUUCAAAGAAAAGAAUAUUACUUGUAUUACUACUGUUCCAACUAUAAUUCAUAAUUUCUUCACCUAUAUGCAACAACAAAAUCAUCAUACUGUUACACAAUACCUGCGGUCAGUUUGUAGUGCUGGUGAGCCUUGCUCUUUGAAACUAAUAAAUUUAAUAUCAAAUACUGUAAUGCACACUUGUCGACUAUGGAACAUAUAUGGUCCUGCUGAAACAACAAUUGCUUGCACAUUUCAUCUUUUCGAUAACACAAUCGAGACUGAAAGCUUUCCAAUAGGCAGACCGCUUUCAAAUUAUCAAAAUCUAGUUUUCGAUAAAUUCUCACAAAGUGUGUUUAUCGAUCAAGAAAGUGAACUGCUUAUAGGUGGAGUAGGUGUCUUUGAUGGUUAUUUUGGACGUGAUGAUUUAACUGCAAAAGCUCUUGUUGAAAUAGAUGGGCAACUAUUCUAUCGAACAGGUGAUCUUGUUAGAAUGGAUAAUAAUGGCCUUCUUCAUUAUCAAGGAAGAAAAGAUCAUCAAAUCAAAUUACAUGGACAAAGAAUUGAACUUGGUGAAAUCGAACGGUGUUUACUUAACAUCACAUCCGUCUCUGCUUGUGUUGUUAUGAAAUGGAAUGAUGAUUAUUUAGUUGCUUAUGCUCAAUCUUCUUCUCAUAUGAAUGAAGGAGAACUACGUCAACAUUGUCAAUCUCAUCUUCCACCACAUAUGAUUCCAUCUUUCUUUAUUAUACUUGAGAAACUACCUUUGAAUACAAAUGGAAAAAUAGAUCGAAAACUUCUUCCGCCACCUCACUUCUCAUCAAUACAUCUCACAAACAGUAUAGAAUUAUUACUACCAACAAAUGAUAUUGAAGUUGGUAUUCAUCAUAUUUGGUGUGAGAUAUUCAAACAAAAUCAAAUCUCAACUGAUACAAACAUCUUUACUAUUGGCGGUCAUUCAUUACUUAUGAUGCAACUAUUUCAUCAAUACAAGAUCAAAUUUCAUUUACAAACAAAUUCUCUUUCUAUCAGUAAUCUUUUUCAACAUCCAACAAUUAUUCAUCAUGCACAACUCGUUCAGCAAUCUAUCAAUACUAUCCACGCUCUGGAUGAUUAUGUCUGGUCUUCAUUACAUCUAACUCAAGCUCGAGCAUCAUUUGCUCAAGAACGAAUCUUCCUGGAUGAACAAAUUCGUUUUCCAUCUAAACAUCACAACUUCAUGUAUGUUAAUCCAUCAGUUUAUCGUAUUUUCACGACUAACAAUCAUUUAUCGAUUGAUCGAUUGCAUCGAGCACUACACACAGUUGUCGCAAAACAUCGUGUUUUACGUACAGGAUUUUAUCUCGAUAUAAAUGGUAUGAUCAUACAAUAUUGCCUUGAUAUCAAUGCUACGAUCAAUGAUCAAGAACCAUAUGGGUUUUCGGUAGUCAAUAUUAAUAGCGAUGUUAAAAUUGACGAAGUAAUCCAAAAAAUAAUAAGUCGUUCUGACUUAUUUGAUUUGUCGAAAGGACGUGUUCUGAAUUGUCAUAUUGUUCAUCGUCAUGACUUCGGUGACUUAUCUUAUAAUGAGGAUACGUUGAUUAUGGAUGAUUUAAUUAUAUUCACAAUUCAUCAUAUAGUAUUCGAUGGAGCAUCAAUAUCAACUUUUCUUAACGAUCUUUCUGUUGCUUAUACAAAUGAUUGUUCGUUGCCUGUUGACGAAAAUGUCAUGCAAUGUAUCGAUAGUACCGUAUAUGAGCGUUUAAUGGAUAUGACACAAUCGCAUGAAUUUUGGUAUUCUCAAUUGAAGGAUUAUAACUUCGCACGUUCAAUAUCAUUACCUUUUGACCGAUAUUGUUUAUCCACCGACUAUCGAUCAGGUUUCCAGGUUGUCACUGAAAUAUAUUUCGAUGAUGAUAUUUCGGCAGCAUUUUUGGAAUAUGCUACUUUACAUCAUAUAACACCUUUUCAGUUAGCAAUGAGUAUAUUUUAUGCAUUUCUAUUUAAAUUAACUGAUGGACAAGAUGAUUUAUGCUUUAGCUGUUUACAUGCCAAUCGACACAGAACUGAAUUACAAAAUAUAAUUGGAAUGUUUGUUGCAACAUUACCAUUUCGAAUUCAACUUAAUUCGCAAUGGUCGUUUGAAGACCUUGUUAAACAUGUUCAAGAAAAUUGUUUAUCAAUUUUUCAACAUACUCAUUAUCCAUUGCAAUACAUUCUCGCUGAUUUUCGACGUAAUUAUUCAAAUGUUUCUUUUCUUGAUAUUUUAUUUGAACUUGUCACUGUAUCUCCUAAUAUCAAUAAAUUAUCUUUGGAUGAGUCAAAUUUAGAAGGAGUAUCCGUUGAACACUUACACGAAGCAACAUACUUUGAUGUAGAUGCGGUGUUUGUAUACAAUCCAACAGUUGAAACUGGAAAAUUAUUAUUUAAUGUUUAUGGCUCACGCGAUGUAUUUGAUGAAACUACAGUUAAUACAAUAGGUCGAAAACUUCAAGCUGUAUUUUCUCAGAUAUUUACAACAAAGUCAAGAGUUGAUCAGAUUGAUAAACUGUCUAUUACUCUCCCAGAUGAAGUUGAACAUAUGCAAAAAGUAACAUUUCGUCACUUAUCAGAUAUGAAUAACAACGAUUAUCAAAUCAAGUUGCAUGGACAACAUGUUGAACUUGGUGAAAUUGAACAAUGUUUACUCAAUACAUCAAUAUCAGCAUGUGUUAUUAUAAAAUGGGAUGAUGAUCAUUUGAUUGCUUAUGUCGAUGGUUGUGAUAUGACAGAAAAUGAAUUAUAUGAGUAUUGUCAAUCUUAUUUACCUUUUCAUAUGAUUCCAUCGAUGUUUAUUCUACUUGAAAAAUUACCGAGAAAUGAUAAUGGAACAAUAGAUCAAGACUUGCUUCGAAAAUCUCACUUGCCGACUGUUAUUAAUGCUGAUUCUUUAUCAUUAAUACAAUUAGAAGCACGUCUAAGUCACAUCUUCAGUCAGGUACUUGGUUGUGAGUCUCCCGAGGUAACCCAAUCAUUUAGCGAGAUGGGUGGAACAUCAUUAGAUGUUUUACGAAUGCUCUCUCUCAUUCGAAAAGAUAUUUGCCCUAUAAUCAAUGGAUCUCUCUUGUUUGCUAAUCCAUCGAUUCGACAACUUGCACGGACGAUCAAACCAUUGUUGGCUAUGCACGAGGGUGUGAGUGUGGAUUCGAGCUAA